Messenger RNA from Phytomonas sp. Hart1, 555 nucleotides. Lineage: Eukaryota; Euglenozoa; Kinetoplastea; Trypanosomatida; Trypanosomatidae. The record is from the annotation of a GenBank genome assembly.
GUAAAAGGGUCUCUCUUUUUUUUUGUGAUCAGACUACUUGCCUGAUUUGCCUACCCCGUUUAGAUUUCCAUGAGGGAGAAUCUAAAGUUUUGGUUUUUAGUUUCCUACAAUUAUUACCACCGUUGGAGUUGAUGCUGCGGUCUAGUAAAGUAUGGCGUAAUAUGGGCCAGUACGGCGGGGCGGCGGGUUCGUGGUUUGGCAAUAGCAAGUACAAUAUGCACUGGACGAGCUUCGCUAAACCUUUCCUUAUUUGCGUCUUCGGCAUUGGCUGUAUUAACUGGAUUAUGCGGGGUAAUUUUAUGGGGUAUUGUGAUAAUCAAACCCAAAUUGAGAUUCCUGUUAGAUCGCGUACCUUUCCACCACCAUUCUCUCAUGGGUUUGUUUCCGCCACUGAUUUGGAAAAAUAGGGCAUUUAUUAUUCUUCUUCCAAAAGGCUUUUGUGUGGUACUCCUUGAUUUCUUCUUAUCUCUUAAUAUUUAUCCGUUAAAAAAGGCCAAGUAUUUAGAAUACUUUGGGUAUUCCAUACCACUUCCCCGAUAUAUUUUGAACUGAACC